This is a messenger RNA of Candida dubliniensis CD36, 3171 nucleotides long. It is a transcript of the gene GDH2, whose product is annotated as glutamate dehydrogenase (NAD(+)). Gene Ontology annotation, molecular function: L-glutamate dehydrogenase (NAD+) activity. Gene Ontology annotation, cellular component: mitochondrion. The coding region runs from base 1 to 3171 and encodes 1056 amino acids. NCBI's taxonomy places the organism in Eukaryota, Fungi, Ascomycota, Pichiomycetes, Serinales, Debaryomycetaceae. The record is from RefSeq and is a predicted model, not a curated record. The transcript has a single exon.
AUGACUUCUGCAUCACUUGAAAACGGGGUUUCUCGUUUAAACAUUUACAGAACCACAUCAAACACUUCAUCCCAAGUUAGUUUGAAACACGACUACAUUGACUCCCCUUUCAGUGGUAAAAAGGAUCAGUUUGAUCAAGUUUUGGAUGUUUUGGAUUCCACAGGUUUUAUCCCUGAAUCUCUUAUUGAAUCGGAAGCAAAAUGGUUCUAUGAAUCGUUAGGUAUCGAUGAUGUGUUCUUUGCCAGAUCACUGCCUGAAGAUAUUGCUUCUCACAUCCAUGCCUUAUAUUCCUGUAAAGUGCAAGCUUAUUCUAGUUUUGGUGAGCAACCAUUGAUUUCCUACAAGAGGGAAGCUGAAGACCAUGCAGUCUUUUUCGACACUGUUGAUGCUGAAUCUUAUAAAAGAAACCAAUUUGAAGAGAGAAUUGACGAUAAAUAUAUUGAUCCUUCAAGCACCACCACCAACAGUUACCGUACUGAAUAUUUCAGUGCCCCAUUGAAUUACCAAUCUGAUCCUAUUUUACUGGGGGUUUACCAACAAAACAAGGAGUUGCGCGACCAAUAUGUUCGUUUAUUUUUCGUUUAUAAAAACAAUUACACCAUACUGGAAGUUGCUCCAAAUGAAACCGAUUUAGAAAAAAUUGGUGACAAGACUUUUUUGAAGAUUGCCUCGGCUAACACCAAGCAAUUGUAUACUUCCAUUGUCAAAGAUGUCAUAAAUACUACUGGUCCUGUCAUCAAACAUUUCCCACUUGAGGACUCCGAAGAAUAUAGAGUGGUAAUUGGUUACAAGCAAAAAACUUCUGCAAGGUACAAUUCAGCUUUGAGUGAUUUGGCUAAUUACUACAAAUUGCAAGUCACCAGAAAGUAUGUUGAACAGUUUUCCAACGGUGUCACCAUAAUAUCCAUGUAUGUUACUUCAAAACUGAGAAAAUCACCAGUUGAUUUAUCAAUCUACCAAGUCAUCAAAGAAGCUUCAUUGUUGUAUUGUAUUCCACACAAUUACUUCCACCAUAGAUUCAUUCAAGGCGAAUUAUCAUUGCAAGAAUCAAUCUAUGCUCAAUCGGGUGUUAUUUUUGUCACCCAUUUCUUGAAUCGUUUGGGCCCUGAAUAUAACAAGCUUUCUUCAUUGUUAGAUCCUUCCAAGUCAAUUGAACAUGCUGAAGUAUUAAACAGUUUAAAGAAAAGAUUGAGAGCUGAAACUUACACACAAGACUACAUCAAGGAAGUUUUUGACAGCAGAAGAGAAAUUGUUCGUAAAUUAUAUCGUCAAUUUGCUGAUGUUCAUUACAUUAGAUCUUCUAUGGAAAAGACGUUAUCCUACCAAAGAUUAUCCCAAAUCACUCCUGUUGGAUCUGAAGAAGAAUUUGAACAAUUGUUGAGCAGGGAAUGUUCUCAAAAUGAGCAUCAUGCCAUUGUGUUGAGAGCUUUGUACACUUUUAACAAAUCCAUCUUGAAAACUAAUUUCUACACAUCAACCAAAGUUGCUUUGUCAUUCAGAUUAAAUCCAUCAUUUUUACCAGAAUCUGAAUAUCCUGAACGUCCAUAUGGUAUGUUUUUCGUUGUUGGUUCUGAUUUUAGAGGGUUCCACAUUAGAUUUAGAGAUAUCGCCCGUGGUGGUAUUAGAAUUGUUAGAUCGCGGUCUUUGGAUGCUUAUAAUGUCAAUGCUCGUAAUUUAUUUGACGAAAACUACAACUUGGCUAACACACAACAACGUAAGAACAAAGACAUUCCAGAAGGUGGGUCCAAAGGUGUUAUUUUGUUGGAUCCAGGUGCAGCUCAAGACCGUCCACAAGCUUGCUUCGAAAAGUAUAUUGAUGCAUUGAUCGAUUUGCUUUUGAAACAAAACAUUCCAGGUGUCAAAGAUAAUUAUGUUGAUUUGUAUGCCAAGCCAGAAAUCUUGUUCUUGGGUCCAGAUGAAGGUACUGCUGGUUAUGUUGAUUGGGCUACGUUACAUGCGAGAGAAAGAGGUGCACCAUGGUGGAAAUCUUUUUUGACUGGUAAAUCUCCAGAAUUGGGCGGUAUACCUCAUGACGAGUAUGGUAUGACAACGUUGUCUGUUCGUGCCUAUGUCAACAAAAUCUAUGAAAAAUUGGAUAUUGAUGAUGCUAAGAUUCGUAAGUUCCAAACUGGUGGUCCUGACGGUGAUUUGGGAUCUAACGAAAUAUUGUUAUCAAGAAAGGAAAACUACGUUGGUAUAGUUGAUGGAUCCGGUGUCAUUUGUGACCCUCAAGGUUUGGAUAAACAAGAAUUGAUUAGAUUGGCUAAAGAAAGAAAGAUGAUUGAACAUUAUGAUAAAACCAAAUUAUCUCCACAAGGUUAUGUUGUUUUGGUUGAUGAUAUGGAUGUUAAGUUACCAAGUGGAGAAGUUGUCACCAGUGGUGUUGCCUUUAGAAAUACUUUCCACUUGAAAUUAAAACAACAAUAUGGUGUCGGCGGUGUUGAUCUUUUCGUUCCAUGUGGUGGUAGACCAGCAGCAAUUGAUACUAACAAUGUUCAUGACUUGAUUGAUGAAAAGACUGGUAAAUCAGUUGUUCCUUACUUUGUCGAAGGUGCUAACUUGUUUAUAACUCAGUCGGCAAAAUUAAUUUUAGAAAAAGCAGGAAUUAUUAUUCUCAAGGAUGCUUCUACUAACAAGGGUGGUGUUACUUCUUCGUCUUUAGAAGUGUUGGCUUCUUUAUCUUUUGACGAUAAAGGAUUUUUGGAAAACAUGUGUGUUGAUCCCGAGACCAAAGCCAAACCACAAUUCUACCAAGAAUAUGUUAAGGACGUUCAAAAAAUAAUUGUUGGUAAUGCUGAUGCCGAAUUUGAAGCCUUGUGGAAAUUGAAGGGUGAAACGGGUACUCCAUUCACUAUAUUAUCUGAUAAAUUGAGUGUUGCCAUUAACAAAUUGGGAGACGAGUUGGCCAACUCGAAGGAAUUGUGGAAUGACGAUAUUGAAUUUAGAAAUGCUGUAUUGUUGGAUUCAUUGCCACCUUUGUUAUUAGAAAAGGUUGGUAUUGAAAAUGUGUUAUCUAGAGUUCCGGAAGCUUAUUUGAAAGCCAUCUUUGCUACUCAUUUAGCUUCAAAGUUUGUUUACUCUAGAGGAAUUGAUUCUAAUCCUGCUAAAUUCUUGGAGUUUAUCAGUUCCAUUAGAAAGGGUUUUAUCCAAAAGGGAUUGCUCAAAUACUAG